AUGGCGCAACCUCAACCGCAGAUGCCGCAGAGGGCAUUCUCCCCUCCGCAGCCUUCUCCUUCUCCCGCCGCGACGCAGCCGGGCUUUGCGCUGCCUCCAAACAAACGACCGCGGCUUUCACCUGGCGCAACACCGCAACCCGAAUCACCAUACUCAACAUCGCCAUACGCGGCAAGCCCGGGUGGCCCCGUCACUCCCUCCACCGCCGCGACUUCUGCUGCUUCUCCGAUUUAUCCCAGUGCUCCCCAACAUCAACAACAACAGCAGCAGCAGCCACAGCAGCAGCCGCAACAACAGCCGCAACAACAGCAACAACCUGCGACACCUACCUACGCUACACCAUACACAAACGGCAACACCACUCCUGCCUUGGCCUUGCCUGAGCAGCGGCCUACUCCCCCGCCUCAGGUCUCGACUCCACAACCGCCGGCGCCGCCUACAUUACCGUACACUAAUGCGACCUUGGCUCUGGGUAACACUGCGCCAGGCACGCCCAUCAUGCAGCAACCUUCUCCUACCCCCGGCGUCAUGGGACCACCUUCUCGACCUCCAGAUCGUCCGCAGAAAGAAUACGAGUAUGACGUAACAGAUUCGCUUGCUGGAACCGGCAUCGAUCUGCGCGCCGAAGAGCAGUAUCUUUCCGAACUAUAUAUUCCUGACGGUCAGAGAACUGGUUAUCCGCCGUAUCCGGCAGGAAACAAAGGGAGCUUUUAUGGAGCGGGCCCUGCGAACCAGCCGGCUCAACCUGCAGGCACCGACACGCAGAAUGCGCUCGUGGCGCAGCAAGCGGAAAAGGCAUGGCAGGAGUCCGCAAAGCGACUGGCGCAGACAAGGACUAUGGAGCUCAAUAACGCUUUCCUUCAAGUUCCGGUUGUCUUCCGAAAGGCAGAGAAGUUUGCCAAGGAGCAGGGUCUGUCGCUGAACUUGGAACUCAAGAACAACAAUCAGCCUAUGGGGCGGAUGCGGCUGCCCGAAGAGUUUCCUCAGCCAACGGUCACAGUUGGUGUCAAGACUGGUCCUGACUCCACAAUGGUGACAACUAGUGGAACCUGGAUCCCCCAAGAAGCGUUCCUGGUAGACCAGUUGGCUCUUCUCUCACUGGCUACCAAGCAGCGACUGAGGGCGCUCGUAGAGGAUUCUAACAGAGUUGCCAAGAUCCGACAGACUUCAUCUCAUGGAGAAGUCCCCGAGGAGUGGCAGGUAGCUGCGGCACCCCUGAAAAGUGCUUUGGAGAGUCAAGAGGAUGCGACGCAGCAGACAGGGACCGAGGAUGGCUCCAGUCCUCGCCCUCACAAACGUAACCUCGAGGAUGCCAGCUCUAGUCAACCUAGCAAGGUGCAGAAGAUUGCGGCUACCAAUACCAUGAGCCACACAGUCAGAGAAGUAGGCAAGGUUGAACGAGAUUGGGAGGAGCGAAGACUGCGGCGACGUAAUGCUCGGAAAGACGGCACUGCGGAAGCCGGCUCAACAACGUCUCGCGCAGGCUCAGUUGCGCCUGGGACUCCUGGUGGCUCUGCGCCAGAUUCGGAGAAGGCCAUCUCCAAGAAGGAACAGAAGAAACUCGAUGCUGUCAAGAAAGCAGAGGCUAGUAGCCAUGCGAAUCAGAACAUCACGAGUAGCAUGUUCGUAGGCAUGCCCAAGACGGGUUCACUGUUCGGCAAGAAGAAGGGAGGCAAAUCUUACUCGUGGAUGACGGGUGGUGCAAGCGGUGCUAGUACACCGAGGCUUGGUACACCUGGAAAGCCGGGUGGCGCAGCAACUUCGGGUCCACCGCCCCCGGCCAAUCAUGCCCUCACAGUUGAAGGUAGAGCUCGACUUGGCAAUUGGAGAGAAGACAAGGAGAAAGGCAAGAACAUCCAGCUGCGCGACUGGGUUACAGCCCUGGAAGGCGACGAGAUUGAACUGAGGGCCAUUCAAACAGCUUAUGACAAGAUGGACACGUCUGAGCCCAAGUAG
Colletotrichum truncatum is the source of this 1956-nucleotide messenger RNA. RefSeq lists its product as uncharacterized. Gene Ontology annotation, biological process: DNA-templated transcription initiation. Gene Ontology annotation, cellular component: transcription factor TFIID complex. NCBI's taxonomy places the organism in Eukaryota, Fungi, Ascomycota, Sordariomycetes, Glomerellales, Glomerellaceae. The record is from RefSeq and is a predicted model, not a curated record.